This is a messenger RNA of Magnolia sinica, 1606 nucleotides long. RefSeq lists its product as uncharacterized. Gene Ontology annotation, cellular component: plasma membrane. The record is from RefSeq and is a predicted model, not a curated record. NCBI's taxonomy places the organism in Eukaryota, Viridiplantae, Streptophyta, Magnoliopsida, Magnoliales, Magnoliaceae. Bases 473 to 1510 code for a protein of 345 amino acids. The transcript is spliced from 3 exons.
GCAUAAUUUAUCUUAAGACUGUCCGAAUUUUGAGACCCAGUUAAGAUUUAUCAUGAACAAAAUUACAUGUAUUUGAUCAUUUGGCUAUCCGAUUGAUGGACAUUUAUUGGACGGUAACAAUUUUUUUUUUUUUUUUUAAGUCCUAUGGUGCAGCUUCAACAAACAGGUGUCCAAGAUGAGGGGUUAGGAUUUAUUUUUUUAACCAAUCUUUUUUCUUUUUCUUUUUCUUUUCCUAUUUUUGUGAUCAUUACUUAUAGAUAGUGGGUUCCCAAUUAGUCUGUUUACGUUGAGUUGUGUAUGCCACAUGUACUGUUUUCAGAGUGCAUGCGUAUCAAUCAUCCUACACUCCAGAGCAUCAAAUAACAGCCCCUUAAUUAAAAACCCCACCGUUCCUCUUCCUUUUUCUUCCUGAAAAGGCCUAUCUUAAGGAGCUCAUCGCCCACUCUCUCUCUCUCUAGCUAAAAGAGAAAGAAUGUAUGGAGAUGAGGAAGAAGCUCUGUUCCAUAGCUACCCACAUGCAAUGUACUUCGUGCAGAGCCCAUCAACAGUCUCCCACGCCAACAGCACUGACUGCAGGAAUCCAGACUCUGCUUUUCUCUCUCCCUUCAAUCCUACCCCUUCCAACCCCAACCCUACCCCGAACAACCCCAACACCUCCAUCUCCACCGUUCAUUGCCCAGAAGUAUCCCGUUUCACCCUCUCCCGCUACUCAUCAUCCCGAGGCUCCAACAACUCCUUCCUUCAUGAUAAGAAGAUCCCCUACGAUCUCCGCAGCCAUGGUAACGGUGCAGAUAGCGUUGAUAACCGUAUGAUCGACGGCCCGGAUGAGGAGGAAGGCGACGAUGAUGAGGGUGGCGAUGGGAGAGAUGGAAUUUUCCCAUCAGGCGGCGGAGGCGGCCCCCGUCGCCGGCCUUCUUCUUCUUUGUUGUGCGUUUGUUUUCAGAUAAUGUGGAGGAUGAUGGUGAGCUUGGGAGUCGCAAUGCUUGUAUUCUUCCUUUUCACAAAACCUCCUCCUCCCAAGAUGUCUGUUCAGAUGGCAGGAAUUCGACAGUUUGGGCUUGGAGAAGGGACAGACAACUCUGGAGUGGUCACUAAAAUCCUAACCAGCAAUUGCUCCCUGGAUUUAGAGAUAGAGAACAGAUCAAAGUUCUUUGGACUUCAUCUCCGCCCGCCUACUAUCGAUAUUGCCUUCGGACGCCUCACUUUCGCAACUUCACUAGGGCCAGCAUUGUACGUGGAAGCUGAUAGUUUGGAGACAUUUCGGCUAUACGUGGGGACGAAAAACAAGGCGAUGUACGGCGCAGGACGGGACAUGCAAGACAUGCUGGAAUCAGGGAAGGGGCUGCCGUUGAUUAUUCGUGUGAGGCUGAGGUCCAGCAUCCGAGUCAUUUGGAACAUCGUUAGACCACGGUACCGACACCACGCAGAGUGUCUCCUGGUCCUUGGUGGCACGUACGAUCGCCGACAUCAUUCGCACGCCUACAAUAGCACUUGCACAACCAGCUCGUAAUAUAAACGCCAUUUUUCUCCUUUUCUGCCGGAAAGAAUUUUUGUUUUCCUGUACGAAACUAUGAAUACAUUAUGCCUUAAGGUUGUUUUGAUUAUA